CUGAACAUCUCUCUCCCUCUAUCAGUCAAUCUAUAUAUGAUUAUAUAUAUUCACUAGAUAUCUAUAUAGAAUGGCCGCCAACUUGCAGCGCCGUGGAAUUGCCAGCCUGUAUAAGAGUCUUCAGAGCUGCGGCGGUGGCACAAUCACCCCUUACGCAGCCUUCUUUCCUGCUAGAAGAGCUGUGCAUGUAUCUAUGUAUGACAAGAAUAUGGAAGAACAUGUUCAACAUCCUACAACUGUCCCGGAUGAAGUAAUCAGAACCCCCGAAUGUAGCAACUACUGGUGGGCUCCUCAUCCUGAGACUGGAGUUUUCGGGCCAUCCACUGAUCACAAUAAUCGUGUUGCUGCUGCUGGUGGUGAUAUCCACCCAGGCGCCGAUCAGUCUGUCUUAGAGCUGAAAGCCUUCUUCCGCCCCCUUGAGGAUUUGGAGAAACCGCCCUACUCUGGGUUCUGAAAGAUAUAUUUGGUCCCAAUUAUAUAUGGAUGAAUAAAAACAUGUAUGAUAAAAGACAAACUGAAAGGAUUUCCUGUGCUAUGCAGUAGUAACCCUUUCUAUAUGUAUGUCUAAUGGACAGACCUACUUAUGUUCUCUACCUGUAUAUUGUUUAACCUUUCCUCAUCUAUUUUAACUGAAAGGAAGUGAUUUAUUUAUUACUUACUUCUAGCAACUGGCUUGUAUUCUCUAUCAUUUUUUGUUUUAAAUAGUAGUAAUUGAA
Cuscuta epithymum is the source of this 716-nucleotide messenger RNA. Lineage: Eukaryota; Viridiplantae; Streptophyta; Magnoliopsida; Solanales; Convolvulaceae. The record is from the annotation of a GenBank genome assembly.